This is a messenger RNA of Crotalus tigris (Tiger rattlesnake), 7025 nucleotides long. It is a transcript of the gene G3BP2, whose product is annotated as G3BP stress granule assembly factor 2. The record is from RefSeq and is a predicted model, not a curated record. Gene Ontology annotation, cellular component: cytosol; ribonucleoprotein complex. The transcript is spliced from 12 exons. Bases 165 to 1613 code for a protein of 482 amino acids. NCBI's taxonomy places the organism in Eukaryota, Metazoa, Chordata, Lepidosauria, Squamata, Viperidae. Gene Ontology annotation, molecular function: mRNA binding.
UCUUCCCUCCCCGCCGAGGGCGCGUUAGAGACAUCCGGUUCCGCCCCGAAUCACCGGGAAGGAGGGACGCGCGGCAUCAGUCGCUCCUCCCCGUGCCUUUGCCUGGGAGCGAACCGGACCCUGAGCUCGAACAGAGUGUUUAGCCUUUGACGUUUACCAAAGAAAUGGUGAUGGAGAAGCCAAGUCCGCUGCUUGUAGGGCAAGAGUUCGUGAGACAGUAUUAUACCCUGCUAAAUAAAGCACCAGAUUUCUUACACAGGUUUUAUGGCAGGAAUUCUUCAUAUGUCCAUGGUGGAUUAGAUGCUAAUGGCAAGCCAGAGGAAGCAGUGUAUGGCCAAGCUGACAUUCACAAAAAAGUGAUGUCCCUGCAGUUUAGUGAGUGCCGCACUAAGAUUCGCCAUGUUGAUGCCCAUGCAACACUGAAUGAUGGAGUAGUUGUACAAGUCAUGGGGGAGUUGACAAACAAUGGACAACCAAUGAGAAAGUUCAUGCAAACUUUUGUGUUGGCUCCAGAAGGAUCUGUUCCAAACAAGUUUUAUGUUCACAAUGAUAUAUUUCGAUAUGAAGAUGAAGUAUUUGGUGAUUCUGAACCUGAACUUGAUGAAGAAUCAGAAGAUGAAGUAGAAGAGGAGAAUGAAGAAAGGCAAACAUCACCUGAACCUGUACAAGAAAAUACAAGCAGUACUUACUAUGAUAGUCAUCCUGUAACUAAUGGAAUAGAAGAAACAUUGGAAGAGUCUUCUCAUGAACCUGAACCAGAGUUAGAAUCUGAAUCAAAAACUGAAGAACUAAAAACUGAAGUGGAAGAAAAAAAACUUGAAGAAGUAGAAGAAAAAUCUCCAUCCCCACCUCCUGUAGAAACUGUUUCUCUACCACAGGAACCACCAAAGGCUUUCUCCUGGGCUUCAGUGACCAGUAAAAAUCUGCCUCCUAGUGGUACUAUUUCUUCUUCUGGAAUUCCAAGUCAUGUUAAAGCACAAGUCUCACAGCAAAGAGUUGAAACAAAAUCUGAAAACCAGUCUCAAUCACCUCGUGUUCGUGAACAGCGUCCAAGGGAGCGGCCAGGUUUUCCAUCAAGGGGACCCAGGCCAGCCCGGGGGGAUAUGGAUCAAAAUGAGUCAGAUAGUCGUCGAAUAAUUCGAUAUCCUGAUAGCCACCAGCUCUUUGUUGGCAAUCUGCCACAUGACAUUGAUGAAAAUGAACUGAAAGAGUUUUUUAUGAGUUUUGGGAAUGUUGUGGAACUUCGUAUCAAUACAAAAGGUGUUGGAGGAAAACUUCCAAACUUUGGCUUUGUGGUGUUUGAUGACUCUGAACCAGUUCAGAAAAUUUUAUUGGCUAAACCCAUAAUGUUCCGUGGUGAGGUGCGUUUGAACGUAGAAGAAAAAAAGACCAGAGCUGCUCGUGAAAGAGAAACUCGAGGUGGUGGUGAUGAUCGCAAGGAUAUUCGACGCAGUGACAGAGGUCCUGGGGGUUCACGAGGCAUAGUGGGUGGUGGAAUGAUGCGAGACCGUGAAGGCAGAGGACCACCCCUGAGAGGGGCCAUGGCCCAGAAGCUUGGCUCUGGAAGAGGAACUGGGCAGAUGGAAGGCCGGUUCACAGGUCAACGUCGCUGAAGAUUCAUUGUUGGCAGGCAGUCUUGACAGUGAUACAUUAUUCGUCAUGUUUGCAUUUUUGUUAAUUUUCUGGCUUUGGAAUGUAACACAGCCUUUUUUUAUCAUUUCUUUGAUGUGAAAAACAUCUUUUGAUCACCAGGUAAAUUGUGGUGGACAUUCUUUUCCUAAUUUCAUGACGAAGUCAUAAUGUUAAUUUAUAAAUUAGACUUGAAGAUUAGGGAAUGAGAAAUGAUCAUUUAAACUUUCUGCAGCAACAAUAAAGGACAAAGGGUAUGCCUAAUUGAGUUAAGGUCUUUCGGGUGUGUUAAAAUCCUUCUGCUGCACAUUUUGUUUAAGUGUUACUGUUGGAAAUACAAAUAGUGCAAUCUUUGAAUUGGAAAAGCUUGCCCCCCCUUUUUUUUUUCUUUUAGAACUCUUGACUCCAAACAACUCAUGUUUUGUGAACUUUAAACGCACUAAUGGGUACCUGCCUCAUUUUACAUUGACAUCUGCUGAAAGCAGCAAGGAAAAAUAAUAGCUUGUGAAACGAUGCGGGCAUCUGCUCUGUUUGCUGUGACCAAUAUAUGUAUACAUAAACCUUAACAAGACUAAAAAUAUGUUCCAGAAGGAAACCAUUUAGCUAUAAACACAAAUGUAAAACUUCAAAAAUCAUAGUUUUUUUUUUCUUUUUUAAAAGUCUUAUGAGCUUUCUGCCUCUCUGUAGAUGGGGAUGGCUGAUUGCUCAACACACUCCUCUUACCUUUUCCCGUUCUGUAAGCAGUGUACAGUGAAAAAUUGUCUUUACUGUAUUGAGGUCUCUGGUAAUGUAAUAAGCAUGAUGGUGCCUUCUAUUAAAUACAUCAUUCCAGUCUUGCUGGUGAUUUUGUACAGUAUAGUGUAUGAAUGGCUGUGCUGCAAAACUUUAACAGCUGUAAAAAUGUUUAUAAAAUCAUUGUAUAAAAUUGCAGUAUCUUUAAAUCAGUAAAGGCUACUGGAAUAUUACUUCCCUAGCUCUAUAGUUAAGUUUUUGAAGCCUUUGAACAAAAAAGGUAUUAAGUAGUAGAUACUUUUUAAAAACGAAAAAUUGGUUAUGAAAUUGAGUAUUCCUUUUGCAUAGAUAAGUCCAAAGUUAAUCAAGUGGGGGUUUUUUUUUUGUUUUAAGUAUACUCCAGGUAACAUAUUUAACAUACAACUUGUUACACUCAAGGAUACUGCAAUUUUCAUAGAGCAGGGAAAUAGCUCAAAUACUUGCUACUUUCAAUUUUUGAACUAUCACCCAUUUUGCACAAACUCUGAAGUGACUUUGCCUACAAGGCUCAGAUUUGUAUAUAGAGGGAAGAUCUCUCUUUUUAUGUAUUUGGACUUGGUAGAGCAUCUUGCGCUUGGGUGAGAGGUUUGCCAUUUCCAGUUCCUGUUUGCGUAGAGAGCACAUUCCAGAAAACUGUAGAGGUAGCAACAGUACUCCCCAGCUUCAGCUAGACAGUUCAACAAACCCUCAGGCUUACUCUUGAAGAGGGGAGACAAAGCUUGUGACCGUUCAGAGCUGCUCUAAACAUGGAAGACCUCAUAUGCUAUUAUGUAACAAAAACAUGUAAUGCAAGAAGCAUUUGGUGAAACUAACCAUUUGUUGUUUCCUAAAACUGUGGAAAAUUUUGCCUAUAUGUUGGGGAUGGAGUAAGUUUAUAUUGUUUUUUACUCCCCAAAUUGAGAUCUUCCAUGUUUGAUGGUAAGUCUUGCACUAUUUUCAUACACUUUCUGGGGUACAUUUUUCUCUUUCCAUGUUUAUGUGGGGGGAGGGGGUUGCGUUGAAUUGUUUCAUUUUCAGAUGAUACCUGGAUAUGUAGUACUUGAAUGCUUCUCCAUGAACCAUAUCGAAUUGGAAAGCUUUUUUUUAAACUGCUUUUCUCAACAAGCAGUUACAUACCAAUAUAUCAGUAUUUAUGUUAUUUGGCUUUUUAGUGCUAUAAUAUUGCCCUACCAUUUCCUGUAAAAAAUGUUAAGGCAAGCAGCACCAAUGGAAUAAUAAUUAAAAAAUGACAAUUAGAGGAGCUACUGAGCUAUUGAGUUUUCCAGUUUGCUUCUUUAAAUGCUAUGAACUAACUAUUGGAAGCAUACACAGACAUUUACAUGGUGAUUGUUCACCUACUUUAUGAUGGAAACAUAGUGUUCUUGUCCCUCUUUUCAAUAAAUGUACCUCUAGAAGAAAAGAACAGAUCUCUUUGACCUAUUUUAUUGCUUAUUUGUUGAUAUAGGUAAUAUUGCUAUUGUUACAGUCCUAUGUCAACAAACUUGCUUUAAUUAUCUUUUGGCUUUAGUAGGUAUGCAAACAAUGGACUACCAUCUUUAUUGCUGUAAUGUGUUGAGCAUUAUAUGCUAGUAGAACCUAGUUUAAUUGUUGCAGGUGGAAAAUAUUUACUUUUAAGUUUUCAUUUUUGAAUGUGUUUUGACUAAACAUACUAAUAAACUACUGAUGUCUGCAGCAUUUACAAAUGGUCCAGAAUUCUCUUUCAGUGUGAUUUAGUAUUCCAGUUUGGCAACUUUCUGACAGUAAGCCUGCUUUGGUAAUGUACAAAACUGCCUCAUCCAUAUCAUUUCACACUGAACUGUGGUACGUUACAGGUAGUCCUAGCUUAACAAUGGUAAUUGAGACUGGCAAUUCUGUUGCUAAGCAUUACAUUGUAUGACUUAUUGGUAGUUUCAGCAGUCCAAGUUACUGUUGUUAGGUAAAUCCUAAUGGCUGCAGUGGUUGCAGCAUCCCACAAUCCCUAUUUGCAAUCUCCUGCUGACUUCCCCAUUGAUUUUGUCAGAAGCUGGCAGUAAAGACCAUAAAUGGUGAUCAUGUGAAUGUGCAAUCUGCAACCUUCAUAAAUCCAAGUCAGUUGUCAAAUGCCCAAAUUGUGAUCAUGUAACUAUGAGAAUCCUUCACAAAUACAUCUCAUUCAGCUGGUUGUUAACAAGGACUAUUUAUCUAAAUUUCUAUUGAUUGCAGCAAUUUCAUUCUAUAUUUAACAUAAAUGCUAAAAUAUUUCUUUUAUUUUAACAACUCAUUGCUGCUUACAAUUUAAUGUUUUACUUUCUUCAAUAAAAUCAGGCACCUUUUAAAAAUUGUUAGUGCACUGAUAAAACAGCCAAACCUUGACUUUAAAAACCAAAGCAAAUAGAAAGCAGACACUUAAUGAUUCUAAACUGUAUCUCUUUAUCACUUGUGCUGGUGAGCAUUCAUUUCUGUAUUGUCAUGGUUACUUCAUAUGUUUACUUUAUAUGUGUUUUUAAUUAUGUGCCAUAGGUUUGUGUCAAUAUUUAGUCAUUACUUACAUAGAUUUUUCCCAAGAUAAUCCAUUCCCAGCCUGGUUCUUUAGGCCUUCUAAAGGUGCAUUUGCUGCUGUAAUUGAGUCCAUCCAUCUUGCAAUUGAUCAUCAUCAUGUCUCUGCCAACAUUGUAAAAUUCUCAAGAGAGCUAGAUCUUCCCCUAAUGUCUUGAAAUAUGAAAAAUGACCUUGGUCAUUUGGACCUUGAUUGACUUUUUGUGAGUUUUUACUGGUUGGUAAAUGACAUAUUUUUCUACUUCACAGAAGAAGAAGAGUAGUUAAAGGAGUUCUUUCAUUCUGUCAUUUGACACCUCAAAUUUUGUGGAAUUGCAAUGUAUGUUGGGGCCUGAUGAAACCUUGACUGGUUAUGUAUAUUUAAAAGGGCAUGCAAAUUGCUUCUUAAGAUAAGAAAGAAUCAUUUCAAUAGAUAUCUUUGCCAAGGAAAACUAAAAACCUGUUCAACGGGCAUUCAAAUGAUUAUAUUUCACAAUGUCCAUGAAAAUGAUUACAGAUAGUCCUCAACUUAUGACUGGUUGCUUAACAGCUAUUCAAAGUUACAGCAGACUCCUAAAAACUACUUACAACUCAGUCCUGAAGUUAAGACUGCUGCAGCACUCCCACAGUUAUUUGCCCCCCUGCUUUGUUGCCUCCGCACAGUGUACUGGCAGGUCUUUCCCCUCACACCGGGCCCCAGCUGGCCUUUCCUUCCCCCAUUGGGUCUUAGCAAACCUUCUCCACUGAAUCCCUGCAGGCCUUUUCCCCCACUGGGUCCUCACAGGCCUUCCUAUCCCCACCAGAUACUUCCAGCCUUAAAUCUGAUUCCUGCCUCACCAAGCCACAUAUACUCUUCAUCUUUGGACGAGCUCUAGAGCAGUCCGCUGGAGCAAUUGGCUUGGAAGGGGGCCUGGUGGAGGGCAGGGAAAACCCUCCCUUACCCCUGAGGCACCUGUGCUCCACUUAAUGAUCCACAUUAACAGCUUUAUCAGGGAGAGAGGGAGCAGAGGAUAUGGGCCAUUAAAUGAGACCAUCUCACUUAAUGGCUAUCAUGUGCCCGUAAUGGAUAGGCUUCAUUAUAGUCAUAUGUUGAGGACUAUUUGUAUAUCUUAUGCUUUAUAGCUGCAUGUGGAGUGUUUGGUGUUUGAGGCUGGUUGUUUUCUUGCAGACAUUUCAUUACCCAGCUAGGUAACAUCAUCAGUAAUAGUGUGUGGUUUGUUCUUGUUUAUAUACAGUAGCUUGCCCUGCCAGGUUAGUAAGCAAGUGGUUGUCUUCUCAGUAGUUCCUUGAUUAAGGUAUUGUUUUCUGCUUGUUUGUCUGGUAUUACUUCCUGCUUUAUUUUCUGUUUGAUAUUUUUUGUCUGGUGCUUUCUGGGUGUUGACAAUAGCCUAAUUAAGGAAGUACCAAGGAGAAACAACACCCCACCAAAACUGGCAGGGAAAACUAUUAUAUAUAAGCAAGGAGCAAACCCCACAUUCACUAACACUAAUAAUAUUAGCUAAUGAAAUGUCUGCAAGCAAACAACCGAGCUCAGCACCAAGAACUCUACAAUUUAACCCUGAGUUACCUUUCUUUUUAUUGCAUAAGACUUGCUUCAUAUAUUCACUAUAGGUGAGUUUUGUUUUGCUUCACUGCUUUAUCUUGUAUGUUUUUUUUCCCAUCGUACUGAGUUUAGUUUUCUGGCAAUUAUAUAAAUAUGAUCCGCUCCUAAUCUGCUAGUGUAGUUUGCAGCUAGACACAGACAUAGAGGCUAGGUCUGGAAGGGAUUUUGAAUGUCUUCUAGUCUUAAAUCCCUACACAAGGCAGGAAAUCUUAUACCAUCCUGUGGAAUUUCAUAGUGAUGUCUCAUUUAAGUAUUAAUCUGGCCUGCCCAUCUUUCUCUCUCAAGGACAGCCAAAAAUAAUAUAAAAAUGGAAUAUGAAUCAUACUCUGAAGCUAGAUAAUAGAUAGUAUGCAUGGUUUUGCUUAGACUUAACUGCAUAUACAUUAAGAACAUUCAAUCUUCUGUACCUGGAAAGAAAGUAGGUGUUCUGCCAGUGAGAACAUGAAGUGAGAAAAUGAAGCACAAUUAGAUGGAAAAAAUGUAAAACUGUUAUAUCCGGUGACAAAACUAUUAAAUAUUUUGAAAAACA